AUGUCAAUAAACAAAAUUCUUUCUUCAACUUAUAAAAUAACUCAAAGAUCUAACAAUAACAAUAUUUUAUUCAAUGGAUUGAAAAUUAAUUCUUUUUCAUUAUGUAACACUAAAACAAACCUUUUCACAAAUAAAACUAAUAUCAAUUUAUAUAAUAAUUAUUCAAAAUCAUCAAAAUCAGGUAAGAAAUCAAAGAAAGAUGAAGAUGAUGAAGAUGGAGAAAUUGAAACAAGUAAAACAAGUAAAAAAUCAGCAUCUUCAUCAUCAAUGGAGAAUGUUUUAAAAGAAUUAGAGAAAAGUUUUGGUAAAGGUACAUUAAUGAAAUUAGGGUCCCAAUUUUCAACUCAAAAAGUUGAAGUUAUACCAUCAGGAUCAAUGGGAUUAGAUAUUGCAUUAGGAGUAGGAGGUUUACCAAAAGGUAGAGUCACUGAAAUAUUUGGACCUGAAAGUAGUGGUAAAACAACUUUAGCAUUACAUGUCAUUGCUCAAGCUCAAAAAGCUGGAGGAAAUUGUACUUUUAUCGAUGCUGAACAUGCACUAAACCCACAAUGGGCUGCACGUUUAGGUGUAAAUUUAGAUGAACUAUUCGUUUCUCAACCUGACAAUGGUGAACAAGCAUUAGAAAUCGUUGAUUCUUUACUUCGUUCAAAAACAAUGUCUGUUAUCGUUGUUGAUAGUGUUGCAGCUUUGGUUCCAAGAGUUGAAAUCGAAGGUGAAAUGGGUGAUUCUCAUCUUGGUGUACAAGCUCGUUUAAUGUCACAAGCCUUACGUAAAUUAUCUCCAACAUUAAAAGAUUCAAAUUGUGUUUUAAUUUUUAUAAAUCAAAUUCGUAUGAAAAUUGGUGUUAUGUUUGGUAAUCCUGAAGUAACUUCUGGUGGUAAUGCUUUAAAGUUUUUUUCAUCAAUUAGAAUUGAUAUUAGAAAAGUUGGAACAGUUAAAAAAGGAGAUGAUAUUAUUGCAUCACAAGUAAAAGCAAAAGUUGUAAAAAAUAAAUUAGCACCACCAUUUAAAGAGGCAAUUUUUGAUAUUGAUUUCCAAUCUGGUAUAAAUAAAACUGGUGAAAUCAUUGAUCUUGCAGUUGCAGAAGGAAUUAUAGAUAAAAUGGGAUCUUGGUAUAGUUAUAACGAUAUUAAAUUAGACCAAGGUAGGGAAAAGACUAAAUACCUUUUAGAAAAGACUCAACCAAAUCUUUUAGUAGAAAUUGAAAAUAAAUUAAGAGAUAAAUUAAUUAAAUCAAAACCAUUAAUUAAUCAACAACAAGAAGAAGAAGGAAAUGAUCAAACCAGUGAUGAAUUUGAUAUUGAAAAUGAUGAUGAAAUUAUAGAAGAAGAUAUUGAUGAUGAAACUAUUAAAAAAUAA
Messenger RNA from Dictyostelium discoideum AX4, 1359 nucleotides. RefSeq names its product recombinase A (gene recA). NCBI's taxonomy places the organism in Eukaryota, Evosea, Eumycetozoa, Dictyosteliales, Dictyosteliaceae. Gene Ontology annotation, cellular component: mitochondrion. The record is from RefSeq and is a predicted model, not a curated record. Gene Ontology annotation, molecular function: ATP binding; ATP-dependent activity, acting on DNA; ATP-dependent DNA damage sensor activity. Gene Ontology annotation, biological process: DNA metabolic process; DNA repair. Bases 1 to 1359 code for a protein of 452 amino acids. The transcript has 3 exons.